CCGGUGGCCUCGUUCCUGGUCCUCGCGGUCUCCAUUAAAAGCUUUAUAAUUGGGAAAUAUAGCCUACAAAGUGUUCCAGCAUUGCAAGAGUUAAGUGACUCCACAGUGACUGGGCUGCAAAUAGUCCAAGGCAUCAACAAGCCGGGCCCUGAAAAUGCCGCGAUUAGAGCCCGUCGACGAGCGCAAUGCUUGCACCCUUUCCGGUUCAGUGCUUUACUCGUGGCGACGAGCUCGUCCUAGACGCAGAACAAUGUCUAGAGCCAGCCUGCCCAGCUCGAGCGCCACCUCAGGCUCGAGCUUCGCGUACCGCUGGGUCGCUGACUUUCACAAGACGGCCACAGAAGAAUGCGGCAAUGGGCGUGGAGCCCUACGCCCGGCCGCCUGCUCUGCGGCCGCCCGACGAGCCGCCGGCGCCGGGAGCCGUGGGGCCGGCGUCGGAGCCAGGCUCUUCGGCGUCGUCAGCGCCGGACGUCGGCCGCAGCCCUCAGAAGAAGUGGGUGGACGACUGGGCGAGGUUCCGCAUUGCCACGGAGGCGUACCUGGGCCAGUUGAGGGAGCAGCUCAACUGGGCGCAGCAUCAGGCAGAGUUGCGCGCCCUCCACGAGCAGCAUCAGGCACAGUUGCAAGCUGCUGACGAGCAGCAUCAGAUGCUGGUGCUGGCCCUGGCCCUGAUGGCCCCCCGGCCCCAGGUGGCUGCAGGCCAGACGAACCUGCUGUGGCCGCGGGAGCUCCCUACCCCCUACCCGCCUUGGUGCCCUCCCCCCCACCGCUGGGUAUCGUGCCGGCCCCGCUGGCGCCCUGCCGGGCAGCGCCCCUGCCCGCUGGCGCUCCGCUGUCCAUGGCUUCGCGGCGACGCUCAACGGGUGGUGGGAAUGGCAUGCGUGGCACAUUAGGCCGUGCGAGGGACAGGCGCGGCGGUGUCCGGGAUGGCGACGUGUUGCUGAGGCGACGUGCGGCCCACGUGCCGGCGAUGGCAGUAUCAGCGGUGGCAGGGUGGGGCGGGGAGCGGCUGGGGUGGCUGAGUCUGGCCGCAGCCGUGGGCAGUCUCAGGCUGGGUGCCCGCAUGCAUCGUGGGUGCGGGGUAGGGGCGGGGCAACUGCAGCAGCCGGUUGCUAGGGUGGAAUCACGUGGGCGCCGUAUCUGCAUGGCGUGCAUGGCGCAUGCGGGGCGGGCCCUGCCGCCUGUUGACAGUACGCCUCCCCCCCAACCGGGCCUCCGUUGCGGUUGCAGCGAUGUAAGUGCUUAUGUGUGGCCGUUGCUGCGUUGUGGUUGGGAAUUUGGGAUCCGGUAUGUACGGUACUUCAUGUGUUUUGUUACUUUGUUUGAACUACGUAUGUGUUAUAUCGCCAGGCGCGGUAUAAAAGUCAGAUCAGAUAGUUGUCAGAUCACGCGACAGAGUGAUUGAUGUGUAGCGGCUCAGUAGAAGCCCGCUAUACAAUAGUAUGUGAAAGGCUGCAGACUGAGCGCGAGGCAGCCGCCGGGAGGUAUGUAGCUUACUGGCCUCGGCUCUACAACUUCAUGUUUGCUUGUGUUGCGUUGUUAAGGUUGUAUAUGGUAUGGGGGCAAGCUGGAUGUGUGCAUGGGUGCCAUGUGGUGUUGCAGUGAGGUCACGAGGCUGCGAUGCAUCCUGCAUGUAUGUCAAGGCAAUGGGCAAGGGGGCAUGGGCCUGCGUGGGCCUGGUCCACCAGCCGGCCGCUGGAUGGAGUCUUGAGGUAGCAGCCAUGCAGGGGUGUAAACUCUGGUAGUCUGGUGCCAGAUUGCCUUUCUGCGCGCACACGUCACACGGAAGCAUGCCGCGCAUGUAAAUGCGCACGCGC
Molecule: messenger RNA, 1817 nt
Organism: Chlamydomonas reinhardtii
Lineage: Eukaryota; Viridiplantae; Chlorophyta; Chlorophyceae; Chlamydomonadales; Chlamydomonadaceae
Exons: 3
Coding region: 354-893 (179 amino acids)
Source: RefSeq, a predicted model, not a curated record